This is a messenger RNA of Capronia epimyces CBS 606.96, 1284 nucleotides long. Its product is annotated as prephenate dehydrogenase [NADP+]. The transcript is spliced from 5 exons. NCBI's taxonomy places the organism in Eukaryota, Fungi, Ascomycota, Eurotiomycetes, Chaetothyriales, Herpotrichiellaceae. Gene Ontology annotation, molecular function: NAD+ binding; prephenate dehydrogenase (NAD+) activity; prephenate dehydrogenase (NADP+) activity. Gene Ontology annotation, biological process: L-tyrosine biosynthetic process. The record is from RefSeq and is a predicted model, not a curated record. The coding region runs from base 1 to 1284 and encodes 427 amino acids.
AUGGAGAAUGUCGCGGUAGGGAUCAUCGGCAUGGGCGACAUGGGCCGGCUGUAUGCCAGGAGAUUCAGCCAGGCCGGUUGGAGAGUCAAUGCUUGCGACCGACCAGACAAGUUCCAAACCCUCCAGAAGGAGUACGAGAAUGAGAAAGGAAUAAAUAUAUUGUCCAAUGGUCACCUCGUCUCCAGAGCUAGCGACUGGAUCAUAUACAGCGUGGAAGCCGAGCUCAUUGCCAAAAUUGUUGCCGAGUAUGGCCCGUCUACCAAAGUGGGCGCCAUCGUAGGUGGACAGACUUCUUGUAAAGCCCCCGAGCUGGCGGCGUUUGAGAAAUACCUGCCCAGUGAUGUUGAGAUCGUCUCUUGCCACUCUCUUCAUGGUCCUGCCGUAGACCCGACAGGCCAACCUCUCGUUGUCAUCCAACAUCGUGCAUCACAGCAGAGCGUGGACCUCUGUGUUCGGAUUCUGUCCUGUCUCAAUUCCAAGUUUGUCUUCCUCUCUGGGGAGAAGCACGACCGCAUCACGGCCGAUACACAGGCCGUCACCCACGCGGCAUUCCUCAGCAUGGGUACUGCCUGGGCGGCCAAUGAACAGUUCCCUUGGGAAAUCGACCGCUAUGUCGGCGGCAUCGAGAAUGUCAAGAUCAACAUCACGCUGCGGAUCUACGCUAACAAAUGGCACGUCUAUGCCGGUCUCGCAAUCCUGAAUCCGGCAGCAAGGGAGCAGAUCCGACAAUAUGCCCAGUCGGUGACGGAGCUAUACAAGCUGAUGUUGGGCGGCCAUCGUGAGGAGCUUACCCAGAGGAUCAAGACCGCGGGCGCAGCCGUCUUCUCGAGCGAGACUGUGGACCACAACCUGUUGCUCGGAGAUGAGAUACUGGACAAGUUUUCGCUCUCGAAGCGUCCCAAUGAACGAACACCAAACAAUCAUCUGAGCCUAUUGGGGAUUGUGGAUUGUUGGUGGAAGCUCGGGAUUGUGCCGUACGACCAUAUGAUUUGCUCCACACCUCUUUUCCGGAUAUGGCUGGGGGUGACUGAGUAUCUCUUUCGAAACGAUACCUUGCUGGACGAAGUCAUCAAUACGGCAAUUGAAAAUGACACUUUUCGCUCGGAUGACUUGGAAUUCACCUUUGCAGCCAGAGCCUGGUCGGAAUGUGUCUCCUUUGGCGAUUUCGAGGCGUAUCGGCACCGGUUUGAGAACAUCCAGCAGUACUUCGCCCCAAGAUUUCCGGAUGCAGUGCGGCUGGGCAACGAGAUGAUUAAAGAAAUCCUGAUGAAAACGAAGGGAUGA